Nymphaea colorata (pocket water lily) is the source of this 357-nucleotide messenger RNA. Its product is annotated as U1 small nuclear ribonucleoprotein C-1-like. The record is from RefSeq and is a predicted model, not a curated record. The coding region runs from base 1 to 357 and encodes 118 amino acids. Lineage: Eukaryota; Viridiplantae; Streptophyta; Magnoliopsida; Nymphaeales; Nymphaeaceae. The transcript has a single exon.
AUGGCGUCAUCGGCACCUAGACCUGGCUACCCCGGCCAUCCUCAGGGGCCACCCGACGCUCUAGCUGCGGGUAUUCAGAACCUGUACGUGACUCGCCCUAACGCGCCGGUUACUCGUCCUAACGCGCCGGUUACUCGUCCUGCGCCCUUUGCCGGCGCCGGAUCCUCCCCAAUGCCCAUCGCUCGCACGGACGCACCUACGUACGCUCCUCCUCUUCGGGGCGUGUCGCCUCCGCCGUUUGUGACGGGGAAUAUUGGGCCUGGUCGACCGAUGGGGUUCGCUCAGCCGCCUCCUCCGGCCGCGUCUAGGCCGGCCCGUUCUCCGCUUCGCCGCCGUCAAGCGGUCCGACGGCUAUAA